Molecule: messenger RNA, 2477 nt
Organism: Anarrhichthys ocellatus (wolf-eel)
Lineage: Eukaryota; Metazoa; Chordata; Actinopteri; Perciformes; Anarhichadidae
Product: rab5 GDP/GTP exchange factor-like
Exons: 9
Coding region: 298-1707 (469 amino acids)
Biological process (GO): vesicle-mediated transport
Cellular component (GO): cytosol; endocytic vesicle
Molecular function (GO): guanyl-nucleotide exchange factor activity; DNA binding; small GTPase binding
Source: RefSeq, a predicted model, not a curated record
UGAGCUUCACAGUUUGUUUCCUCAAUACUUUCCGGUUGCACAGGUUUGAAAGCAGCUGUUCUUCUGUCUCCGUGUUUAGUUAGUGCAACGUGAAUGUUCGCUAGCUAACUACUGUUUCAUUCUUCUCUAACUACAACUAAUCAACCGAGAUCUGGAGGAUUGUUGUUCUCACUGUACGUUACAAGUUAUGAAGAGCUUGUGAAGAGGAAAAAAAAAAAAAAAAAGCCGAUAAGGAAGCAGCUCACGUCAUGAUUCCACCAGCUGACAGGUGAGGGUGGUACACGGAAGAACUCUGCAAUGUGGACAGAUAAACAACGAGGAAUCCGAGUGUCUCAGCAGGAGCUGCUCUGCAAGAACGCCUGUGGCUAUUAUGGAAACCCGGUGUGGCAGGGCUUCUGCUCCAAGUGCUGGAGGGAGAAAGCACGCCCAGCUGCAGCCUCGAGGCAAGACGAGAGGCCGAGCACUGAUGGAACUCCAUUCACCUUCUCCAAAUUCGAGGAGAAGAAAAGCACAGAGAAAGGUCGUCGAAUCAACACAAUGAGGAGGCUCUUCUGGGGCAGCCCAUCGCCUCCUAAACCUCAAGAGUCCUCUGAAAGGCAUGCGAAUGUGUUGAAACCUUAUCAGAGCCUCGAGCCCGGAGACUUCACCGGUUUCCUAAAGAUACUGAAGAGCCCUUCCUCCCAGCGCCUGCAGUCCCGAUGUACAGCUUUCCUCAACACAAUGGAAGCUUACCACGACCUGCCGGUACAGAAGCAGUCGGAUCUUGUGCAGGAUUUCUUCCAGUCUUUUGCUGAAUAUUUUAGCAGUUUUCCUGAGGCUCAGGUCACUCGGAUAAUGGAGCACGUAGAGAAGUUAAUAAUGACACGGUUGCACAAAUGGGUUUUCUGCCAUGACAGCUGUGACGAUGAGCAGAUGGACCUUGCUCUCCAGAGGAGGAUACGAUCUUUGAACUGGAUCACUCCGCAGAUGCUGAGUGUACCUUUCCCUGAUAAAAAGACUGCAGUCACCGGCGACCCCUUCCUGUCCGCCAUCACAGCUAUAAUUGAAAUGGAUGCCAAACGAGCGCCUCAGGACAAACUUGCAUGCGUGUCCAAAUGCAGUCAGCACGUCUUUGAAGCGCUCUCCACCUCGAACAGUGAGCCCGCUAAUGCCGAUGACUUCCUGUCAGCUUUGGUUUACGUGGUGCUGAAGGCCAAUCCACCUCGCCUGCACUCCAACAUGCAAUAUGUGAUUCGUUUUGGUCUCCCUCACAGUCUGAUGGCAGGAGAGAGCGGCUACUAUUUCACAAAUUUGUCUUGUGCAGUGGCCUUCAUUGAAAAGCUGGAUGGACCAGCGCUCAACCUCAGUCCAGCGGAGUUUGACGGCUACAUGCUGCGUCAGCGUGCUCCCUCUGAAGGAAAGAGGCAGCAGGUUGCCGGCGACGCACAACAUCUGUUAGUCGAGCUCAAAGGCAGGCAGGAGAAGCUGGACCAAGGGAUGGAUGCUCUCAACGUGCAGCUCCAAAAUUGGGUCAAAGCUGUUCAUUCACAGCUGGAUGAGGCCACAGCCCAGUUUGCUCUGGUGCAGAAGGAGGUAGCAGCUCAGGGCGAGCUCUCGCAGGUUUCUUCAUCCUCAUCUCACAAUGCAUCACCACAAGAGGACGACAAAGACGAGUCCGUCCUGGUGCUCGCGGAUCAACCUGCAGGAACACAAGAUACAGACUGUUAGCUAUGUUAACGCUUGUUCUGGUACUGGACCUUUUUUUAACAUCAUCAGCACUAAUUUGUCGGCUUUCAAACAAACCGAUUUAUAUUCCAAGGUCACACUUGCACACAUUGCAGCCGCAUUAAACUGGGAUUUGUCAGCCAGUUGAACAUGAAGGAAAACUUCUUGAAGGAAAGCUUUUUGCAUUCGUUAUCACAGAGAGCGCACACAGGGUCUUUAAUGACUUUGAUAAAGAUUUGCACUUGUAUCCUGUUUGAGGAUGAAGGCCAUUCGAAAUACAUUCCAAUAUAUAAUAACAGAUAUUCCUAUUGAAGCACUCAGGAUACACAGCACUUGGGGCUGUCGUGUAACACUUCAACAGUGCUUAUUUAAUAUUCACUAGUAGUUUAUACCAAUGUGCCUCGAUGUAGACUGCUGUGAAAUAAAUAUUAUGCUACAGGAGAAAAUGUGAAAUGGCAAAUAUAGACCACUACAAGUCAGGGGGUGUAUUGAGUUGAACCAUGUUUCAGAGCUGUGGCGCUGUUCACAACAUGCUGCCUUGAAGAUGAAUUAACUGGUGCAAAACUAUUUGAAACACAUUUUGCCAUCUGCAUUAGUGUACUGAAGGUAUUUGCUGUUUACAACUGUUAAGGUUUAUGAAGAAAUGAUGGAGUUCAAUGUUAUGAUCAAUUGUUGUACCCAAUAUAAUAAUAAAAUUGAUUUAAAUGUGUUUUGUGUUUUUUUAUUUAAAUGUUUGAGAAAACAAACAUUUGGUCGACACUAAAUUUUUAGUU